GGUUGAGAUCUUCUUCUUCUUCUACUUCUCUCUCUCUCUCUCUCUAUCUCUAUGGAGCUCCUCAUCGUCGUCUUCGUGAUCGCCGAAGCGAUCGUGGAGGAAGCGAUUAGGGUUUGAUCUCUCGGUCUUUGGAAGCGGGAGGAGUGGGAGACGAUCGGAGGAGGCGAAGGAGAGGUGCUCCGAUUCCCCUUUCUAUCGCGCUCUCUCCCGCUGUAUGGAUCGGGUCUCCUCCAUCUACGCUCUUAUCGAUCUCCGGAAAGGAUUGGGGUGAAUAUCCUCUCUACAAUGUUCUUUUUGCUGGAAGGCAUUGUGUGUAGCAAACGUCAUUUUACGUAAGAUAAAUAUGAAUCUAUCUGUCAACAGCGCUCCUAACAAGGAGUUAAAGUUAGAUUUACCUAGCAAAGCUACUAAAUUGAAUCCGAAUGCAGCAGAGUUUGUUCCUUCGUCUCUUAGAUCUACCCAAGGAAAUGCCAAAAGCCCAAGUGCAACCAAAUUUGAUUUUCUAGCAACUUCAAAGAAAGCAAUCGUAGAUCGAUCGGAGUCCAGUAUCUCAAAUGGUUCUGAAACAUUUCAACUCCCUGAUGACAUUACUCCAGACUUCAGAAUUAUGGUGGAAGAGUCAGAUGGAAAGGGGAAUCUUUCACUGAAAGGAUUGUCAAUACAUGAAGGCACUAAUGCAUCAAAUCACUUGCUUUCCACUGCUGACAAAGCAUUGACUUUUCUUAAUGACAAUCUCAGCUUUAGGGAUAAGAUCGGAUUUUCUCAAUCUACCUAUGGAGAAGAGCAAUUGUCAGCAUCUAUGAUGAACUGGGACGAACCAUUAAAAAAUGGUGGACUGCAUAGCAUGAAUGGAACAAAGGUGAAUCAUUAUAAUGGAGACUCUGUAGCUGAUUCUGUAAAUGACUUGAUAGGUGGAAGUUCACUUGUUGAGGACGCUGCUAUCAAUCCACUAAAGUUUUUGUCAUCAAAGUUUCCUGGUUUUCCCGUUCAGAGCAUUGCAGAUGUUUAUUACAAAAAUGGACGUGAUUUGAGAAUAACUGUAGGAGUUCUUUCCUAUUUGGAGAAUCAAGUUGGUGGCACUUUUGUUCAGAGCCCGCAAUCGAAGUCCUUUGCAUCUCCAAGCCUUGGCAUGCCGGAUUUUCCUGCACUUGCAAUGACAAAUACCCAACAUGGUCUCGCGAAGUACAGUAAAGAAGAUGUUACAUAUAAAUCUCCAAAUAUAACAAGAGGUGAUUUUAAUUUGGUUUCGUCCUUGGGAGAAUUGGCAUCUCCACGGGCUACUCAAUGGAGGUAUAAGAGAGAUGGUUCAAAUGAUAAUGGUGUCGGCUCGAGUAGAAGCUCUCAGCUUUUGGCUAGCACAUAUGGCGGUAAUGCAGCAAACCUGUACUUAGAAUCAAGGGAGGACGCCCGUGAUUUCUCACACCUUCGAAAUGCAUCUACUGAGCAGGCGAGGCAGGCGUAUUUGAUUGGCAACAAAGCAUUGGCCAAAGAACUGAAUCUGAAGGACCAGUUGUACAAUCUUCAAAUGAAAGCAACUCAUGAUAAAGCUAGAGAAGCAACUACAUGGCAAAGGAACCUGCUCUUGCCCGACCUGCACGUCUACAGCAAGAGCGUGGAGGAACCAUCGGAUCCCUUCAUCGAUCUCCGCGGCCUUCAUGCAGGCGAAGCAAUCCACGCCCUGAACCACGAGCUCAGAAACCUCAAGAGAGCCGCACGAUUAGCCCCCAGGAAGCUGGAGGUGAUGAUAUUGGUUGGAUCGGCAGCAGGGGGUCGCGCCCUCUCUGCGGCCGUGGAGCAGUGCCUCUCCGAGCACGGGCUUCACCACACACCUGUGCAACCGGGUGUUCUACGUGUGGUGAUGUAUUAACAAUCCAUCGAAGGGAUUUACGACACCAAAAAAAGAAAAAAAAAUGAAAGAAGAGGGGGAAGGAAAAUGUGGAAAAGUUAGGUAGCACACUUUGGAACUUUGGAAUAUAGUUUGUAUUUUUUGUGUAUAUUGAGGGGAGGAGGAAGAUUUAACAGGUAGUAGUCUCCUGUAUUAGUAUAUUACAUUUUGUAACAUCCCGCGGAAUUCCGCAUGCUGUUCUUUCAUAGUGGCGAUAUACAUUUUGCAGAAAUCCGCCUGCCUCUGUG
This is a messenger RNA of Ananas comosus (pineapple), 2133 nucleotides long. Its product is annotated as polyadenylate-binding protein-interacting protein 7-like. The record is from RefSeq and is a predicted model, not a curated record. The transcript is spliced from 6 exons. The coding region runs from base 344 to 1867 and encodes 507 amino acids. NCBI's taxonomy places the organism in Eukaryota, Viridiplantae, Streptophyta, Magnoliopsida, Poales, Bromeliaceae.